AUGACAAGCAUUUCGGAGGCUUCUACCGGAGAUCACGCGGAGAAAGAAGAGCCCGCGGUCUAUCGUCCAAACGGACGUAGCCUUGGAAUAAUCUUCUCCAAUGUCACUGCCCUUGGAAGACAGGGAGGUUCACAGAAUGUGACUGACCUCCAGAAGAUCCUCAGUAGCAUCGUCGCCUGGCCCAUUAAAGUGGCUCACCAGCUUACCAAAGGCGAUGCCCCACCAUCAUCGACAAUCGUUGAAGACAUUAGCGGCGUCCUUUUCCCCGGCGAGAUGAUGCUAGUACUUGGGCGUCCUGGAGCUGGCUGUUCGACCGUUCUUCGCCUGCUCGCAAAUCAACGAGAGAGCUUUGAAGACGUUCAUGGAACUGUGCAGUAUGGCGGACUGUCCUCCGCUGAAAUGGAACAGCAUUAUCGCUCGGAGGCUCUCUAUUGCGCCGAAGACGACACUCAUUUUGCCAGCCUGUCCGUUAAAGAUACCAUGGAUUUCGCAAUGCGUGUUCGUCAACCAAACAAUAGUUCGGAGCCUGCAUCUCAGUUCUCUCAGCGCAUGACGGAUCGAAUGUUGUCGUCGUUGGGGCUUUCCCAUACCAAAGAAACCAUCGUGGGAGAUGCGUUCAUUCGAGGCAUCUCAGGUGGUGAGAGAAAGCGAAUCUCAUUGGCAGAAGUACUUGCAGUGAACCCAGCGGUCGCAUCCUGGGAUAAUCCUAUCCGUGGCUUGGAUAGCUACUCGGCGCUGAGCUUUCUAGAUCUUUUGCGAGGCAUGUCUCGGAAAACCGGAAUGGCAAACGCAGUGACACUAUACCAAGCCUCGGAGGCAAUGUACAAGUUUUUUGAUCGUGUUAUGCUUCUGUGCGAGGGAAAGAUGAUUUUUGAUGGCCCGGCUGCCCAAGCAAAGGCAUAUUUUGUUGCGCUUGGCUUCCGCUGCCCUGAACGACAGACAACUGCUGAUUUCCUUACCGCGAUCACCUCACCACAAGAGCGCACUUUCCAACCUGACUACACCGGUCCACGUUAUGAGACAACCGAUGCACUCGCUCAGGUUUUUCGCAACAGCAAAGAGUAUCUGCAGCUGCAGGCAGACAUGGCACGGUACAACCAGCAAGUCGUCUCGAACCCAACCAUCACCACUCAAUUCAUACAGGAGACCCAGCAGACACGCGCUAAGCUUACUACCAAGUCAGCCAUCGAGAUAUCUUCUAUCUGGACCCAGUCUGCCGCUGCUUUGCGCCGUCAAUACCGGUUGACAAGGAGAGACUGGCGUACCCUUCUGACAAUCUUCAUUCUGACUGCAAUAAACGCAGUAAUCGUGUCGUCUGCGUACUACAUGGCUCCGAAAACUGCAACUGGUUCGUUUGAGAGAAGUGGAGCUUUGUUCUUUUCCCUAGUCUACUUCGCCCCCAAUGCGCUGACCGAGGUCCCGAAAACCAUCGAAAGCCGAGCUAUUCUCUUAAAACAACAUCGAAUGGGAUACCUGCAUCCGGUCGCACUCGUAAUAGCGCUGGCUAUAGCGGAUAUUCCUGUUAUGGCUUUACAAUCCAUUAUUUUUGCAUGCUGCUUUUACUUCACGAUUGGCUUGGAGAAGACCGCUGGGAGCUUCUGGAUCUAUAUUCUGAUCGUGUUCGUGCAUUUUGCCAGCAUAUCUAGUCUGUUCCGCAUGCUAGGUGCCUGGUCCCCUAACUUGAAUAUUGGGAUGCUGAUGGGCGGAUGUGCUCUGCCUGUGGUAUGUCUCUACGAUGGAUAUGCCCCACCAGUACCAACAAUGCAUCGUUGGGGGUCGUGGAUACGACGAAUCUCCCCGGGUCCUUAUGGCAUGGAAGCUUUGAUGGGCAACGAGUACUCUCAUAUUGACUUGCAUUGUUCCUCAGAUCAGUUGAUUCCUCAUGGACCUGGAUACGGCGAUAUCCAGCAUCAGGGCUGUCCAAUGCCUGGGGCCCAGAUGGGAUCGGCAGAGGUAUCUGGAAAGAUUUACCUGAGCAGCCAGUACGGCUUCAGCGCUGCAAACAUCUGGCGCGACUUUGGGAUUAUUAUUGUAAUGUGGUUUCUCUAUUCUAUCCUGACCGCAGUCGGUCUUAGUCUUAUGACUCGUGAGACUGCUUCGUCGAAUGCGCGGGUGUUUAAGCGAGGUGCUACGCAUGGGGACAGGCAUUCAUUGACUGCAAGGGAUCUUGAAGACCAAACUACUGGAGUCACGAAGCCUUCACCGCACUCGUCUUCCAGUUCUGUGACUGAAAACAGCAUCGAUGGACAGAUCGUUACCUCUGGUGUGAAACCCGAGUCAAGCGAAGGGGUUUUUGUCUUCCAGGAUGUCAACUACUUCGUUACCGUUGAGGGUCAGGAGCGUCAACUUUUGAACAAUGUCACUGGAUACGUCAGACCGGGUCAAUUGACCGCGCUUAUGGGCGCCUCCGGUGCCGGAAAAACCACACUACUGGAAACGAUCUCACGCCGCAAGACAGAAGGUCGAACUGAAGGGAGGCUGCUCUUUGACAAUCAAUAUCUUAAUGAAGCUUUCUCCCGAUCCUGUGGUUUCUGCAUGCAGCAAGAUGUUCACGAACCGUUGGCCACAGUGCGUGAGACGCUGAAUUUUUCGGCCUUUAUGCGACAAAACAAAGAAAAUUCCAAAGAAGCAAAGCUUCAGGAUGUGCAGGAGAUUCUUGAACUUCUUGAGCUCGACUCAAUCUCGGACGCUCUUGUUGGUUCCCUUGGAGUUGAAGAGAGAAAGCGCGUGACCAUAGGAGUCGAGCUGUGUGCUCGACCGUCGGCGCUUCUUUUCCUAGACGAGCCCACUUCCGGCCUGGAUAGCCAGGCGGCUCAUUCUAUCGUCUCUUUUCUUCGCAAGAUUGCGGCCCAGGGCACCCCGAUUGUCUGCACUAUCCAUCAGCCAUCUAGUGUCAUUUUCGAAAUGUUUGACCAUGCUCUCAUUCUAGCCCCCGGUGGGCGCACUGUCUACUUUGGCAAAACUGGAGAACCGCUCCAGGAAUAUUUUGCACGAUAUGACGCCCCGAUGGGUUCAUCUGCCAACCCAGCUGAGUUCGUCAUAACGACCAUCGCCACCUCCGGCCAAGACUCGAACAGCCCAGACUGGCCCACGAAAUGGCAAGCCUCGCCCGAGUGCCACGAGAUGUGCACAAUUGUUUCGAGUAUGGUUGAAAACACACUUUCUCCUGCGGAUCGUCAAGCUCGGGAUAGUUCCUUGAAUGAUACCAAGCAAUUUGCAUUGCCGCUCCUGGGACAAGUUCUCCAUCUGACCAAACGACAUUGGAUGUCUAUUUGGAGGAAUGGGCCAUACAAUUUUAGCAAGCUUUUCAAGAGCAUUUUCUUUCUCUUGCUCGUCUCAUUUACAUUUUUCAAGGCAGGACCUGACGCCAAUGGUCUCCAGAAUCACGCACUGGCCCUCCUGAUUGGCUGCUGGGUAAUCCCUUCCAUUGCGGGUGACGUCCAGGAUAUAUGGUUCCAAAAAUGGGCUAUAUUUGAGGCACGGGAACGAAACGGGAUCUAUGACUUCAAAGCCUUGCUGAUUGCUCUAAUUGCCGUCGAAACUCCAUGGCAACUCGUGAGCUUCACAUUGACCUUUUUCUGCAACUACUGGACUGUCGGCUAUACAAACUCCGCCACUAUUGGCGGUUUUGUGUACUUCAUGUCCUUGCUUCUGUCACUCUUUGGAACAGGAUUUUGCUUCCUUAUGGCGGCUUUAUUUCCGAACCCCACGAUGGCCGGGUACGCGAACUCUCUAUGCUGGGUGGUUUUGUUAAUGUUCAACGGAAUUGUCGCUCCACAUAGCGUGCUGAAUAGUUUUUAUCGCUCUUGGAUCACUUGGGUUGAUCCUUUGCGGUACUACUUUGGAGCCACUGUUUCAUCCGUGCUACACAAUGUCAAGGCCGUAUGCAAGACAGAAGAUAUGGCUACCUUUAGUCCACCACCUGGUCAGACUUGUGGUCAGUACAUGCAGGACUAUAUGUUGACCAACCCCGGGUACUUGGAAAGCUCCAAUGCCACAUCUAUAUGCCAAUACUGCCCCUAUUCUGUUGGAGAUGACUACUCUGCGACCCUCACUUUCUUCUACAAUGAUCGCUGGAGGGAUUGGGCUGUGUUCUUGGGCUUUUGCAUUUCCAAUCUUGUACUCGUGUUCUUCGCUUCAUGGAUUAUCAGAGUGCAGAUUCGGAAAUGCCGGAUGUAG
Molecule: messenger RNA, 4179 nt
Organism: Penicillium macrosclerotiorum
Lineage: Eukaryota; Fungi; Ascomycota; Eurotiomycetes; Eurotiales; Aspergillaceae
Exons: 3
Coding region: 1-4179 (1392 amino acids)
Biological process (GO): transmembrane transport
Cellular component (GO): membrane
Molecular function (GO): ATP binding; ABC-type transporter activity; ATP hydrolysis activity
Source: RefSeq, a predicted model, not a curated record